This is a messenger RNA of Anthonomus grandis grandis, 753 nucleotides long. It is a transcript of the gene mRpL48, whose product is annotated as 39S ribosomal protein L48, mitochondrial. Gene Ontology annotation, cellular component: mitochondrial ribosome. The record is from RefSeq and is a predicted model, not a curated record. Bases 147 to 677 code for a protein of 176 amino acids. NCBI's taxonomy places the organism in Eukaryota, Metazoa, Arthropoda, Insecta, Coleoptera, Curculionidae. The transcript has 3 exons.
CAUAACGCACCCCAAACAUAUGGGGGUUUAAUGUGCUGUGCACAAGUCUCCCCUAACCUUACUUUUUGCAGUAAGUUUAUUUGGAUAAUUCAAAAAGAAAUUUGUAUAUGAAACCCAGUUCUUUUACUGCUAUAAUCCAUUAAACCAUGAGUGCAUUUAAGCGUCUAACCCCUUAUGUACGAAAGUUAGGCAUUCAAAACCAGUUUAGACAUUGCAGUGGGAGCACUCUUGAACCUGAAUAUUUGGAAGCAAUGAAAUCGAAAGUGCCACUCUAUGACACCCUAAACAUCCAAUUAAGGGGGUACGACUACCCCAUUUUGGAAAACUAUCAAAAAUACUUGCAUCGCAUCAUAAAAGACAUGGAUAUUAACGUGGAAGAGUGUUGGGGCAGCCCCGCUCAGGACCUACAGAUAUCCACCUACAAACCUUUAAGCGAAAUCAUAAAUUCCCAGUAUAAAUUACACUUAUAUGACCGUACCGUACAAAUUACCGACGUAUCAACCAUACAAAUACCAAUUUUGUUUAGAGUAAUUGAAGCGACCACACCUUUAGGCGUGACGGUUCAUGUAGUGCCCCAUGCCGACCAUUAUGAAGAGGAUCGGUACGUGCCGGACCAUGAACUCGAGAAGUUAAAAGAGGAAUUAGAAGAGAUGGGAGGACCUUCCAAGAAAAAGUAAAGGGUGGAGAGCAGUGGGCUUUAAUUGUAAAUAACUUAUUUAGGUUAAAAAAAUAAAAAUUUCCUUUCUAGUUUGA